Molecule: messenger RNA, 1796 nt
Organism: Passer domesticus (house sparrow)
Lineage: Eukaryota; Metazoa; Chordata; Aves; Passeriformes; Passeridae
Gene: ZP3
Product: zona pellucida glycoprotein 3
Exons: 8
Coding region: 66-1706 (546 amino acids)
Source: RefSeq, a predicted model, not a curated record
AGCAGAACUCCGGGGGCUCCGGGAUCAUCCCUGGAAUUCGGGAUCCCGGGAAAGCCGAGCCUUGGAUGAGGAUUUUUUGGGAAGAGGAGGGAAGCCAGGUUGUAUCCCAAAAAAAAACCCGGGAUUUGCGCAUCCGGAGGGGUUUGGAUCACCGCACACCCCAAAAUUCCAGCCCGGGGAGGGAGUCGGAACCAAAAUUCCUUCAUUUUUUUGGGAUAACCCCCCCAAAAUUCCUCGUCCGAGGGGAGCGCAGCGCUCCGGGAGUUCUGGGGUUAUCCCUGGAAUUCGGGAUCCCGGGAGAAGCGGAGCCUCUGCUCGCUCCUUAUCAGCGCCGAGCCCAAACAAUUCCCUGGGCUCGCGGCUCCGCGGCUCCCGCCGGGACAAACAAUUCCCAAAAACCCGCUCAUCCCGACCCCUCGCCCCCGGGAAAUGACGGGAACGCUCUCAGGGGCGCCCUUGGCAUUCCAGCGGGGGGAGCCGGGCUCCUUCCCGGCGGGAUAAAAGCCGGGCGGACGCUCGGCUCCGGGAAUCCCGAGGCUUUUCCGCGAUGCGCUCCCAGCUCCGCCUGCUCCUGGCGCUGCUGUGCGCGGCCCCCGCGGCCCCGGCGCCGCCCCCCUGGGAGCCGGCAUGGAGCGAUCCCAAGCCCGGGAUGUGGGGGGGGGACGAGCAGCCGCAUUCCCGGCCCCGCUCCCGGCCGCAGGUGCCGGUGGAAGUGCAGUGCCAGGAGGCGCAGCUGGUGGUCACCGUGCACCGGGAUCUCUUCGGGAACGGCCGCCUGGUCAGCGCGGCCGAGCUCAGCCUGGGCCCCGCCGCCUGCCGCCAUUCCCGCCUGGAUCCAUCCCAGAAAACCGUCACCUUCAGCGCCGGCCUGCACGAGUGCGGCAGCACCGUCCAGGCGGGACAACGUCUCCAGCGGCUCCAUCCGUCCCACCUGGGCUCCCUUUAACUCGGCGCUGGCCUCGCAGGAGAAGCUCCUGUUCUCCCUGCGCCUCAUGAACGAGGACUGGAGCUCGGAGCGGGACCUCUCGGCGUUCCGCCUGGGGGACGUGCUGAACAUCCAGGCCGAGGUGGGCGCGCACAGCCACGUCCCGCUGCGCCUCUUCGUCGACUCCUGCGUGGCCAGCCUGGGCCCCGGCGCGGGCAGCGAGCCCCACUACGCCAUCAUCGACUUCAACGGGUGCCUGGUGGACGGGCGCUCGGAUGCCACCAGCUCGGCCUUUGUCACCCCCCGGCCGCGGCAGGACGUGCUGCGCUUCCAGAUCGACGCCUUCCGCUUCGCCGGCGACCCCCGCAGCCUGAUCUACAUCACGUGUCACCUGAAGGUGACUCCGGCCGAGCAGAGCCCGGACGCGCUGAACAAGGCCUGCUCCUUCAGCAAGGCGCGCAACACCUGGGCGCCCGUGGAGGGGACAAGGGACAUCUGCAGCUGCUGCGAGCGGGGCACCUGCGGCCAGCGCGGGGCACCUGCGGAGCGCUGGGACGGCCACCGCUACCGGAGACACGACGGGCACGGUGCCACCUCCGAAGCUGACGUUGUCAUCGGUCCCGUGCUGCUCUCGAGUGCCCAGCGUGGCCAGCGCCCCGAGGGCCACCAGGGCGCGGUGACACCGCUGGCCGUGGGGACAGCGCUGGCCUGCGCGGUGGCCGGCGUGGCCGUGGCCGGAGCCGCGCUGGCCAUCGGCCUCCGGCGCCGGAAUUCCCCAUGAACCCGGAAUGACCGACAGAAAUCCCUAUAAAUCCCGGAAUGACCGAUGGAAAUCCCAUAAACCCGGAAUGACCGACGGAAAUCCCAUAAA